This is a messenger RNA of Caenorhabditis angaria, 231 nucleotides long. The record is from the annotation of a GenBank genome assembly. NCBI's taxonomy places the organism in Eukaryota, Metazoa, Nematoda, Chromadorea, Rhabditida, Rhabditidae.
AUGGUUUUCGACGAAUACUUCUAUGUGAUUCUUCUGUUCUCAAUCAUCAUCGCAAUAUUUUGCCUCUACCAUCUCAUUUUGAAUCUAAUCGACUAUAUUUCAAUGAAAACUAGCCGAGAACAAGAUUAUUUUGCUGAAAAAACACCAGAAGAAAUUGAGGAAAUUCGAAAGAAUGAUGAAGAAGUUAAUCGAAGAUUGGAAGAAGUUUUGAGAAAAUCUGGGUUGCUUUGA